Spirodela intermedia is the source of this 2261-nucleotide messenger RNA. Lineage: Eukaryota; Viridiplantae; Streptophyta; Magnoliopsida; Alismatales; Araceae. The record is from the annotation of a GenBank genome assembly.
AUGGCGGGGGUGGUUAUGGUGUCCACCGGGUGUAGAGGGGGGGAGGGAGGUGGAGGUGGUGGUGGGAGCGGAAGGAGGGGGAGGGUGGAGGAGCAGCAACAGCAGGAGAAUCAGUUCUCCCUGGUGGAGCUGCUAAUGGCGGCCAUAAGGAGGUCCGUGGUGGCCUGCCGGGUGGAGCGGCACGAGGACGUCUCCUCGGCCGUCGACCAGAUGGAGAUCGGGUGGCCGACUGACGUCCGGCACGUCACCCACGUCACCUUCGACCGCUUCAAUGGGUUCCUCGGUCUCCCCGUCGAGUUCGAGCUCGAGGUCCCUUGCCGUGCCCCCAGCGCCAGGUGGUUUGCGUUCCUUCAUAUUUCCCCUCUUCUUCCUGAUUGAUGUCACUCCUCGCCGGAUUUCUUCUUUCUGCUAGCCUGUCUUUCGGCUCUGGUCUGCGAUACCUCCUGUCGUCGUGGACGCCUUGGAUUUCUGAAAUCCUGGUAGAUCUUAGCGUGCGGAUAUUUGACCGCUUCUUUGCUCAAAGAACUAGUACAGAUCAAAUCUAAAUCUAGAUUACCUAUGAUAAUACUGUGCUCCUGAUACGAUUUUUGGUGAGAUUUUUUUCUUUUUUUCUUUUUGUGAUUUGCUUCGCAUCGUUGGAAUAGAUCAUUCCUUGGUUCAUCGAACUAUGGUUUCUGAUAUAGAACUUUUGGAUCAUAGAGCAAAGGCUCACCAUUGCGAGUCAACUGUUGUCGGUUUAUAACUCGUGUUUCCGCGGCCGCGCAGCGCCAGUGUCUUCGGCGUCUCGCCGGAGUCGAUGCAGUGCUGCUACGAUUCCAAGGGAAACAGCGUGCCGACCAUUCUCUUACUGAUGCAGGAACGCCUGUAUGCGCAGGACGGAUUGAAGGUGGUUGCCCAAUCCCUAGCUCUUCUUUGUUUCAUGAAUCAUGAUAUUCUUCCUGUGCCCAAUAAUGGAGGGUGUCUGGUAAUCUCUCUUCUCCGAUCUGCGUUGGCAACAGGCCGAAGGAAUAUUUCGGAUUAAUCCGGAGAACAGCCAAGAGGAACUUGUUAGGGACCAGUUGAACAAGGGCAUUGUUCCAGAUGAUAUUGAUGUCCACUGCCUGGCGGGCCUCAUCAAGGUUUGACUCUCCUCCUUCCUCUAAUUCUAGUCAACAUGGUUAGAUAGAUUUCCAUGUAGUGGGCGCAUGAAUUGACGCGCAGAAAAUUUGAUCUUUUUGCAGGCCUGGCUCAGAGAACUUCCAGAGGGAGUCCUUGACGGGCUCUCCCCGGAGCAGGUUCUCCAGUGCAACACAGAGGAGGAGUGUGUGGAAUUGGUGAAGCUACUCGCGCCAACGCAGGCGGGCCUGCUCAACUGGGCUGUUGAGCUCAUGGCGGACGUCGUGGAGGAGGAGGAUCUGAACAAGAUGAACGCCAGAAACAUCGCCAUGGUUUUCGCACCUAACAUGACCCAGGUAAGGAAUUAUCCUCCUACAAGAAGCAGAAAGUCCCCGUCAUAGUUGACUUGUCGGAUCGAUCUGACUGUGGUUCCCGUUUUCUUGGAUCGUCAGAUGUCCGAUCCUCUGACGGCACUGAUGCACGCAGUUCAGGUGAUGAACUUGUUGAAAACCCUAAUCCUGAGAACGCUGAGGGAACGGGAGGAAGCGGAGAUGGAAGGGUACUCUUCCUUCUCUCGUUCACCUUCUUCUGACGAGGAAGGAGGAGAUGAUCUGGACAGCGAGGAGGGAGCCGACAUGACCAGCGAGCUCGGGCGAACACCCGAGAAUGACAGGGCCCAUAAUGGGGGAUACUUUGAGGAGAAUGAGGAGGCCAGCAGGGAGUUCAGAAGAGAUGACGACAGUUCACCGGACGAUGGUGACCAGGCCGGGGACGAUGCUCACAGUCUCGGAGACAACGCCAUCUCCAGAGAGGAGGUCGAGCAGCGAUUCUUGAGGCUGCUGGAGCUGCAAGGAGAAGAAGCUGCUGCAGACGACGAUUCCGGAAAGGAUCCCGUCGGACAGGAGGACAUGGACGACAGGGAUCGGGAUCUCGGCUCCGAUCUGAAUGCGAUUUCGGGCAUCUCGAUGUCUGCGAGCAAAGAAGGGGGGAGCUCGUCGAGUUCGAGUGAAGAAGAAGAAGAUGAUGAUGAUCAGGAACAGGAGGAGGACGCCUGGGGAGCUCGCAGCUCCAUGACAGACGAAUUUUCCGGCGAGAGGAGGUCGCCGUUUAAGCAACUUCGGGGCGAGCUGCAGCCCAGCGAAUGCGAAUCAUCCCGUGUCUAUUAA